AUGUCUUCCAUUACUUCGCCUCUACCCCCUCCAGUGACCACACGACGAAGAGCCCGCAACGCUGCUCAGGCAGGAAACCCACGCCUCAAGUACCCAGUGGUUCCUCCCAUCCUUGAAUUUACUGAGCCGCAUGCUGUCGAGGUCAAGGAAGAACUUCGCGCGAGGUUCGACAAUCUAUGCGAAGAAGCUGGCUGGGCACCUACCGCUGCCAUCCGAGACGAGCUCAGAAUUCUCACCAAGCUUGAUGCGAAAUGGAAACAACGCGAUUGCGAAGCAGCUUUCUUCGCUUUUGUGCAGCACCUGGAUUUCGUAUGGAUGAACGGUUACGUUCUGCUUGGUCGGAAGAAAUUCAAAGAAGGAAUCCUUUGCGUCUGGUAUCGUCCAAUUUACAGCCCCACGGACCGCAGGAUCGAAUUUUGCUAUGGGCCUGGAAAGACUGUCUUCAAACCCGAGGGCUUGCCAGGCAGAGUGGACAAGGACAAAGUCUGGCCACCAUUCAACAAGCUGUUCGACUUGACCAACCUCAGACGAGACAAACAGAACCUAUAUCUUACUGGUGUCUGGGAGAUCCUACACAAGUUCAAGCAUAUGCGCGGUAUCCUCGACCCCAAUGGCUCUGAGGAUGAUGUGUCAAGACCUGGCUAUUCAGAGCUUCCGUUCUUGCCCGGUUCUACUUGGUUGAGACAGCGAGGAGUUCUGUGGAUUGAUAACUCCCCGAAGAGUCAGAAUACCGGAAUGGAGCUCCGCAGUAGACUUGAAUCGCAGUCGCCCGACGAGUCAAACAUGGAGAAACCUGAUGAUGAAGAGUCUGAUCAACGCGCCAACACAACACUAUCAGCUGGAAUGACCAGUAGCAUAGAUGAACCCCACUCUUGUUCAUCGUCAGUCAGCACCGGGACAGACCCUACCGGUUCAGUCUCUGCAAGCAGCUCUUCUAGCAUUGUGCAUGACAGAGUGUGCGGACAAAAGCGCAAGCCUACAGACAAUCCUAACAAUUCACCAAUCCGAAAGCAAGUGCGAGCUUCGAACGAUGAAUCAGAGACAGACUCCUCCCUCGUUACAACAAAGUCUCCUGCUCAAAUUCUGUACCAGGAUCAUUGUCAGAGAUUCCAGUGGACGCCAUGCGAGCCUACACUUCAAGAGCUUGCCGGGUUGCUGAGUUCUCACGACAUCGAGCUUGGAGAUGUGGAAGUUGCUCUCCUCGCAUUUGCCCAGUAUUUUGAUUUCAUAUGGGAGAAUGAUUCCAUGUUCAUUGGCUCUCGCAAAGCCAAGGGUUGUCAGAAGUACGAAAGAAUCUGGUACAAGGCAGUCUAUCGUGACGGCGAGCUUGGGAUCGAGUGGUCUGUCGAUGCAGGCAAGCAACCAUGUUCACCGCCGGUGGGACAGAUGGAGAUUGAGUACUUCUGGCCCUCCUUCAAUGAGUUGUUCGAUAUGAAGAACCUUGGAAGUGCGAUGUACAAUCAGCAGAACGUCUACAUUGCUGGUACUUACCUCAUUCUUUUGCGCUACCCUGCGCUGCGCAGAUACCAAGAACCUGGCUCGGGUUUAGGCAUCAAGCUAGCUCCUCAUUCAGAGAAGCUUGAGCUGCCAUUCUUGCCUGCUUCUGAUCCGGUUGACGAAGUGCAACAACUUCGCACGAGGCAACUCUCAUCUUUCAGUGAGCCUCUGCUCACAAGUGUCGCGCGGCCUGCUCUGAGCGACCAAGGCAGGCGAAGUGAAGCUGGAGCGCAAACUUUGACCGAAAUGCUCGACGGAAGAGACACCCAACGCAAGAUAACCACGAUGUGCAGAAGCACUGGUGGUAUAUAUAUUGCUGAACCAGGAUCCAAAGAAUAUCAGAGCAUAUUAGCCGACCUGCGGAACGAUCAGUUGUCAGAGGCACUUGCCAGCACACCAUCGGAGCUCGUUCAACAACCCCAGGACCAAAGUCCCAUUAGUGGUCUCGUCAACCAUCUUCUGCAGAACAUCCAGCUAUCAAGCUUCGUCGAUACAACUUCCAACGAGACUAAGCUUCGAAUCGUCGCUCAUCUUCCUGCUAAUCUCUUCCAGCCACCUGCUCUCGGCUUUUCUCUAGUGGUAUGGUUAGACAUGUCGCCAGUUCUACCUUCCCGUGACUGCAUCAUACAGGAAUUGGAAAGAAUCGCCAUGGACAGUUUCAACUCUCAGCAGCGAGCCGCCCAGCAACAGAACUUAGUACCUGCGCAAAUGCACCAUGCGGCUGUGUUAGCAGCUCCUGUGGCCCAGAUGGUACGUCAGCAAACCAAUGUGAGCAGCGACAACAAUGUCACUGUUGAACAAGCAAGAGAGCUUCUUCGUGGUCCCCGCGCAAAGCUUGUGUCCUCUGGAAAAGACAAAGACGAAGGUCUUGAACUGUUCCAAUUUGCCAUUACUUUCCCUUCUGCCGUGGCUGAGAGACUUCCUCUCGACCUCAAGUUCACUCCAAUCCUCUCGAAGGAGACCGUUCCUGUCAAUCUCACUAAGAGUCAAGCAUUCAGGGCCCUUGCUGAGUAUGCAAGAGAAGACGAAGAGUCUUAG
Messenger RNA from Aureobasidium musti, 2535 nucleotides. The record is from the annotation of a GenBank genome assembly. Lineage: Eukaryota; Fungi; Ascomycota; Dothideomycetes; Dothideales; Saccotheciaceae.